AGGAUGACUAAUAUUUUGAUUGGAGCCACAGGUAGUAUUGCUACUAUCAAGAUCCCUUUGUUAGUAAGCCUCUUCAAGAAGUAUGACAAUGUCAAUGUUAAAGUCGUUUUGACUGAAUCAGCUUACUUUUUUGUUAAAGAUCAAGUUAUUGAUUGCGAAGUGUUUAGAGAACAAGAUGAAUGGAAUCAAUGGAGCAAGAUUUCAGAUCCCAUUAUGCAUAUUGAGCUUCGGAACUGGGCAGAUGUGAUGGUCAUUGCUCCUUUAGACGCAAAUACACUAGGGAAAAUCGCAAAUGGUUUAUGUGAUAAUUUAUUGACAUGCGUAUUAAGAGCAUGGGAUAUAAACAAACCCGUGAUUGCAUGUCCUGCCAUGAAUACGAGUAUGUGGCAACAUCUAUUGACAGCAAGGCAUUUGGAUAUUUUAGAAAGCGUGCUUAAAUACCACAUCAUACACCCUAUCAGUAAAAAAUUAGCUUGUGGAGAUACAGGAAUUGGAGCCAUGGCAGAAUCACACUUUAUAUCAGAGUUUGUUAUGGGAAUAAUAGAUAAAAGAGCUAUGGCUGGCAUUCAGCCAGAAGACGUUGUUAAAUAAAGGAAGAAAUCACUUAAUAAUGCUCUUACAUCACAUUUUCUCCUAUGACAUAGUAGCUUCGACCAAAGCCAUUUCGUUGCAUUUAUGGAAGACUUUUUU
Molecule: messenger RNA, 690 nt
Organism: Gilbertella persicaria
Lineage: Eukaryota; Fungi; Mucoromycota; Mucoromycetes; Mucorales; Choanephoraceae
Product: flavoprotein
Exons: 6
Coding region: 4-591 (195 amino acids)
Biological process (GO): coenzyme A biosynthetic process
Cellular component (GO): phosphopantothenoylcysteine decarboxylase complex
Molecular function (GO): phosphopantothenoylcysteine decarboxylase activity; FMN binding
Source: RefSeq, a predicted model, not a curated record